Cucumis sativus (cucumber) is the source of this 1313-nucleotide messenger RNA. RefSeq names its product late embryogenesis abundant protein, group 3. The record is from RefSeq and is a predicted model, not a curated record. The transcript is spliced from 2 exons. The coding region runs from base 313 to 1140 and encodes 275 amino acids. NCBI's taxonomy places the organism in Eukaryota, Viridiplantae, Streptophyta, Magnoliopsida, Cucurbitales, Cucurbitaceae.
CUUAUUAUAGAAUAAAUAUUUUAUAAAUGUACAUGCUUUAAAUUGAAAAAAAUCUGUUUGAUAUAAGUGGAUUAAUCUAAAUGUUAUAGAUAUUAAAGAGCAUUUGUGGAAGCUUUUAAAUUUAGUUAGAGAAGCAAAUUUUAGGAAAAUUGAAUUCAAAACUUACCAAUGUAUUUAUGUUUUUAUAAGUUAAGAACGUGUAGGGAAGGGGAGACAGUUGAAGAACGAGGCAAGCAAAAGAUGUUCCACGUUGCAUAGGAAAGCUCACGUGUCACAUUCUAAACUCAGCCACUUUCUUCCUAUAACUUCACCAUGAUAAUCAACACGUACAUUCUCUGUUUUUGUGAAGAAAAGAUCGGUGCAUGUUGGAAAGAAGAAUUUGGGAUCAAAACAAAGAUGGCUCUCAGCAUUUCCUUAGCCAAGAAUGUCAUCUUCAACCUCUGCAAGCCCAAAGCGGCCUUCGCCAAUUCUUCUCCUUCAUUAUUUCUCAAUAAUCACUCCACCAAACUUUCAUCCCUCUCUUUCUCUACUUCUGCUUCUAAACAUCCAUCUUGGGAUGGAAAUGGCGUGGAUGCGAACAGAGACUCGAGUCCGGACUAUGCGUAUGAAGACGCGAAGGAACAAGCGAAGGAAGAGGCCAAAGAAAUGAAGGAACGAGCGAAGGAAGGGGCCAAAGAAAUGAAGGAGAAGGCGAAGGACUACUCGCAGGAGACCAAAGAGAAGGUGGCGGAGAAAACAAACAAAGCCUCAGAGACGGCCUCGGCAGCGAAGGAGAAGGUAAAAGACUACGCACGUGAUGCCAAAGAGAAGGCGAAGGAAGGAACAAACCGAGCGACAGAGACAGUGGAGGAGGCGACGGAGAGAGCGAAAGAGGGUGCAAAGGGGAUGAAGGAUAAGACAAAGGAGAUGGCGAAGGAAGGGACAAAUAAGGCGACGGAGACGAUGCAGAAUAUUGGGGAGAAAGCGAAGCAGACGGUGCAAGGGGCGUGGGAAGCUGCAAAGGAUACAACGAAUAAGGUGAAGGAGAAGGUAAUGGGGACAAAUAAUGAGGAAGAGGAUGAAGAAGGAAGGAGGGGGAAGGUGAUGGAUGAAGAUGUUGUGGAUGUUAGGAGAAAAGCUGGGAACAAGUAUGAUGAAUGAAUGAAUGAAAUAUAUAUUUUCAAAUUUCAAAUAAUGUGGUUUGAUCAGUUCUGUUUCCCUAUCUUGGUUCUUUAAUUUCUGCUAACAUCAGUUGGAAUGAAGGUUCUUUUUUUCUUUUUUCUUUUUUGUAUUUCUUUGAAGGAAUAUAAAUAAAGUAGAUUUUGAAACAAAAA